GCGACCCAACGGGGCAGAGGCGCUCGGCCCCUUGGCCUGGCUGGGCGGUCCCGGGGCGGAGUGAGCGCAGCGGCGCGUCGGUGGCGGCCCCGGAACGGGCAGUCCAAGCAUGGAGCGAGUGACUCAGAAAAUGUCCGGGCUGCAGUUUAACCUGGGACCCGCCAAGGAGCCGCUGGGCUUCAUCAAGGCCCUGGAAUGGUUUUUUGCCAUCUUUGCAUUUGCCACCUGUGGCGGUUACAGCGGGACUACAAAAAUCAACGUACAUUGUCUCAAAGGCGAAAACCUGACCGCUAAGGCAGAUUUUGGAUAUCCUUUCAGGUUGCACAAAGUUCCGUUCAACUUCCCAGAUAAGAAAGACUGCAAUGGCACUGCGACCCAGCCGUUCGUCCUGGUGGGUGACUUCUCGUCCUCAGCUCAGUUCUUCGUGACCUUUGCUGUCUUCGUGUUCCUGUACUGCAUUGCUGCCCUGGUGGUAUACCUGUGUUUCUUACACCUGUAUCGGGGUGCUGGUAAACUCCCCAUGAUUGACUUUAUUAUCACCGUUGUCGUCUCUUUCUUGUGGCUGGUAAGCACAUCUGCCUGGGCAAAGGGUCUCACGGAUAUCAAAACGUCCACCGGCGCCGGCCUUGUAGAUGAAUUCCCGUAUUGUAAUCCUGGGAAAUGUAGUUUUGAAGAUGUCAGAAGUUUGGGAUCCUUGAAUGUCUCUGUGGUUGUCGGCUUCCUCAACCUGAUUCUGUGGGCAGGAAACGCUUGGUUUGUCUACAAGGAAACCAACCUGCAUCGCGCUCCAGCUACCGAGCCCCCGAACCCGGCCCACCCACCAAUUCCCACGGGGAUGUAAAGAAAUUGAGAAGUCACCCAGUAAGGAGCGGAAGCCUCUCUCAAGCACUGUGCCCACCACAGUUCUGUUUUGUUUUGUAAAUCCCUUCCCCAUCAUCAGCUGAUCUUGGUGAAAAAUGGGUGGGUUCCCCCCCUCCCCCCAAAAAAGCCUAUGCCUGAGAUGAUGGAAUGAAGCUGUGCCUUAUGCCUCUGGGGGAAAAGGUCAAAAAUCAGGAAAUGUAUCUUAUUAAUUUCUGUUCUUUGCAGAUCCAACAUUUUGCAUCCUCCAAGAGCUGGGUUUCCAGCCAAUGCAGACCAGCACAACUUGUUUAACUGUAGCCCAGUUGUGCUGUGCUGCUCUGAGUUGAUGCUGUCAUCCAGACAAAUCCAUUUGUUUGAGUCAUAGCCAAGGGUUGUACAUAAUGCUUGCAGAUCAGCCUUGUUUGGGUGGGGGCUGAUAUGCUGAUGUUUUUCUGCAGAGCGAACAGCCAAAACGCUUGUUUGACUGAAUGUUUGUAUAUCAGAAACUUGUCAACAGUUUGAUAACUCCUCGAUAACUCAAGGGAUUCGAUGGGAGGUGAAAAGCUCUGUAAAUAGUCGCAGCCAGGAAUUUGCACUCAGAUUCAAAUAAAAAGCCCCGGGGAAUCGAAAUGAAAGUUAGCUCCUAGGCUUAUACGCUGACGGAAUGUGGGAAUACCGGUAUCCGACUCUUCAUUGGUCCCCUUUCCCUAGCAUGUUUUUCAUCCCACCUUUUCUUUGGACUUUUCUGUGCUGGCUCCCCAAAGACAGUGUGCCUGGCCUUUUCAUAUUAUGCAAAAGAGGAACCGCCAAAGAAACUGUGCUUUUAUGCAGAGGGCGCACAGGAGCCAAAAAGCAUGCUUGUGUUUCCGACUUGCACUAUCUGGUGUAAACGACAAAGUCCUGCAGCUAGACAUGUGUGUGUCUAACAUUUAACACAGUAUUAGUAGGAUUCCUGGCUACAGCUACAGUUAGUCUGCUGCGUUUUCUAUGCAUGUGGAAUUUGGCUUGGUUUGGAUGCUUGAGCUUUGCCUGUUGUGCUAUUGAAAAGGGCCGCUCUCUCACUCUUGUGAUGGUUAAAGAUGAAAAAGGACUAACUGGUGUACUCCAAGGCCCCAAGAGCUAGCUUUAUUAUCUCGUCUGCCUUCCUCAUUCCUUUAAGAGGUGUCUUCCGGUCACCCAACAUGUCAUUAGCCCAAAUGAUUCUGAAAGUAUUUGGAAAUCAGCGGACUUUAGCAUAGUGGACUUUAGAAUAAACCCUGCUGGCUGAGCAAGCUUAGGAAAAGCAGGCACCUUUAAUUGUUUGAUAUUUUUGUUUUUCAUAAUUUUUUUUGUGAGCGCAGCCUUAAGGAGAUGUGCCGGGGCGAUCUCUGUGGUCCCUGUUCAUGCAUAGGAAUUUUGGGUUUUGAAGCAUGCCUUUCUGCAAUCUCAAAAGCCUUUCAUUUAUCCUUUGUACUUAAAAAAAAUCACAUGGUUGAUUUCAGCAGGAGCUUCAUAAUGCUUUUGAAAGUUGCAGCUUUUGUCAGUGAUGUAGAUCAUCAGUAUCUUUUAUUAGACCCUGGAAAAGGGGGGCUAAAGUUGCAAUCUGAACUAUAAUGUCAGGAAAGUUACAUGCCCUCCUCGGCCAUUAGUGAAAUCUGAGUUCGACAAGACCGCUGCCCCCCAAGUGUGGUAUGUUGAAGGGUUUCUAUCUGAAAAUGUUUGGAAAACUUCAGCGUAAACUAUAGAAUGUUGGUCUUCAGCCCCUCCUGACCCACGACUCAUCUUUAACACCUAGGCAGCAGCAUCAGAGCCAAAGAGCUCCUAAGGAUAUGACAGACUUAAACAACAGGAAGAGGAGGAGCCAGAAUUAUGAGUUCUUUGCUGGGUGUCCUAGAGAAUUCACUCAGGGGCAUGAAAGAAUGGGAAGGCCAGUUUUCUUCUGCCAAAUGGGAAAUCAACUGUUCCGAUAUUUCUGGUCUCCCUUUCAAUGCACAGACACCAGAGUCACCCCCCCCCCCCCCAAAAAAAAAAAAAACAAGUCCAGGGCACUGUGAGAGCUGUUAGUAUGAUCAUCUGUUCUAUUUGGUAGCAGUGAUAUAGAAGUAACCAGGAUACUCUCUCCCUCUCGUCCCAACCUUUGAUAUUCACAGUUUUUCCCCCGCCAGUUUCUGGAUUCAAAUGGCGGUUUAAGGUUGGAUAUUAAGUCCAUUUCUGGACUUGCUUCCACUCACCCAAUGAUUCUGUUUCUGAACAGGAAGGGUCAACUCGAUUUUCGUAGGUCCGUGUCAUGUCUGCUGGACCAGGAUGGAUGAAAGAUGCUAGGUUUGCAAACAAUCAGUGGUUUCGCAUAUCCUCUGGGGUGAAAAUUUGCUAGGCAAUUCUGCGUGGUAAUUCUGCAAUUCCCUAGGCAAUUCUGCAAUUGAGCAUGGUGGCAUGGACUAACUAGCUUGGAGGGCAUCUUCAACGCUUGCAUUUUUUUAAAAAAAUCAAUUCAUCCCAUGGUUGCCCCUCUGGAACUUGUCCUAUAGGUUUCAUGUAUCCUGAUCACCAACCUCCUAAACCAUUAAAUGCCUUCUAUGGAGCUACAAUGCCUUCUAUGGAGCUACAAUGCUUCAUGCUUAUUAUUUUCAUUUUGAGGUUGACCUAUACUCAGGGUAUUCAGGGAUCUCCGUGGUGCUCUGUACUACAGGGUAGGCAGUGCGACUUUAAAGACAGAGUCCAAAGUAUCUGAGCCUUCUCCAACCAUUAAUUAAUUGCCCCACUUCCCAAGCUUUUAGUCCUCAUCUUUUCUUUGGAUGCUUGUACAUAACACUUUGCUAUUUGUUCCUUGUGUGUGUCGUGUGAAGCAAAGCUACCAAGCAACAGGGAGACGUCUCUUGAAUAUCUCUGACAACACCAGUGUGUCUUCUGCUGUCUAUUUGAAUAACUGUUCUUGGCUCUUCUGAGGGCUGAAUCAAAGCCAUUCUGGGGCUUCUUAACUCCUUACAGCCCCCCCCCCCCCGCCCUCCUCAGCAACCAUAGCAUGCAUGAACACAUGUAUGUCAGACCAUCCUCCAGGGAUUGAGAUCAGCCACAUGCCAAGUGGUUGUUUAGAUCAUAGCCAGGCUGACGUAAAGCUUUUGUAGGGGCCAGGCCUUAUCACAUGACCUGUCCAAGCCUAUCGCUGGUGGUCUCAGUUAUGCUGUAGUACUCUUCUUUUGGCUUGAGCUUAGGGAUGAAGCACAAGAUGGAUCCUAAUUCCCUCAAGGUCUGUGACCUGGAGGUUGGGGCACAUGCGGUGUUAGAAAUUGUCCUCAGGGGUACUAAUCCGUAGCCGACAUCUAUGAAAACUGUGGCUUUUCUCACACAAUCUUUUCCUUAAAAAAUGUCAUUGAAUCAUCCAGAAAUGGGGAGGCACAGCCCAUAUAUGGGGGAGGGACAGCUCCAUCCUCAUUCUUUGAGGAAGCUGUGGAACACUGGACGUACUUAGACAUCAACCAUACAAAGGGGUGAGAUCAUGGGUGGGAUGCAGCAGGGGUCAUCCCCACAGACGGGUGAGUUGAUUAUCAUCAAUUUUUCUUCUCCCUGUUGUAGACCACUGAUUCCCCCCUUCCAGUUUCCCUGGAAUAGCACGGGGGUGGGCAUUUUGGGCAUGAGUGGAGGUAAGGACGUCAAGUUGAGCAGACAUAUCUUUUCUAUCCUCUGGAAUCCAAACGAAAAUGCUUCCCACAUUCUCAGUACUGCUACAAACCAAUAUGUUGGGAGAAAGGCCGAAAAGAACCAUAUCCCUCAUUUCCCUCAAGAGAUGUGUUGACAGAACUCCCUGCAAUUUUUAUCGCUCCUAGUGGUUUUCUUCAGUUAUCGUCGAUCUUUUCAGCACAAAUAAAUACUUGGGUUUUUUGUUGUUUAAAAUGCCAUGUGGAUUUACUUCCUUGAGACAUCCUUUGCUAGCUCUCCUGCUUUUGUGGAAGAGGGCCGGAGUGGAUGAAAGCUGUGUGCAUUUAUGACAAAGCAACACACACACUUUUUGCCUGUCAUUGUUCAACAAACACUGAUAUAUCUGUACACAAAAUUAAAAAAAGAGUUGUUAAACGAA
Sphaerodactylus townsendi is the source of this 4894-nucleotide messenger RNA. Its product is annotated as synaptophysin-like protein 1. NCBI's taxonomy places the organism in Eukaryota, Metazoa, Chordata, Lepidosauria, Squamata, Sphaerodactylidae. Gene Ontology annotation, cellular component: synaptic vesicle; synaptic vesicle membrane. The transcript is spliced from 6 exons. The record is from RefSeq and is a predicted model, not a curated record. The coding region runs from base 110 to 841 and encodes 243 amino acids.